GCCUCCUGCCCCACAGCCCGGAUCUGAUCGUCACACAGAGGUUUCCCCCCCUGCUGCAUGCGUAACAUCUCUCCAAGUCCAGCCGUGGUGCUCACCGAGACCUCCGCGCCUGGAUCUGCGCUUCCUACGCGGAAUACGCACGAAUCAGUCCGAGAGAGAAAGCAGACCUCCAGGAUCGAGCUCCCCGGGUCCAGAGCCGAGGCUGGGAUUUCCUCUCCAUCAUUUCACAUUUGACAGAUCCCCUUUGUGUGUGUGUGAGAGUGUGUGAGAGAGUGUGUGUUGGGUGGAGUCAACCCGGAUUCUCCAAAUUGGAAAAGCCUUGGCACAUUUCAGCGGCACCAUGAAGGACGGGAUCGCCAACAACAGCACGGCCAGCAUCUCCCAAGCCAGGAAAGCUGUGGAGCAGCUGAAGAUGGAGGCCUGCAUGGACAGGAUAAAGGUUUCCAAAGCAGCGGCCGACCUGAUGGCGUACUGCGACGCCCACAUACGCGAGGACCCGCUCAUCAUGCCCGUCCCUGCCUCUGAGAACCCUUUCCGGGAGAAGAAGUUCUUCUGCAGCAUCCUCUGAUGACCCGCCCGCAGAGCUGUGCGGGCGCAGGCAUGGCGUUUGCCUGGCUUACCUGUCUUCACCACACCUGAAGCGACUGGCCGUAGGCGUUGAGUUUUGCCAGGCGGACACUCUGUUAUUGGUCGGCUCUGUCUGCCCGGUGUCUGAAGGUU
Molecule: messenger RNA, 720 nt
Organism: Cheilinus undulatus (humphead wrasse)
Lineage: Eukaryota; Metazoa; Chordata; Actinopteri; Labriformes; Labridae
Product: guanine nucleotide-binding protein G(I)/G(S)/G(O) subunit gamma-4
Exons: 3
Coding region: 341-568 (75 amino acids)
Biological process (GO): G protein-coupled receptor signaling pathway
Cellular component (GO): heterotrimeric G-protein complex
Molecular function (GO): G-protein beta-subunit binding
Source: RefSeq, a predicted model, not a curated record